ACAUAAAAGUUACAGUCAAGGAACAUGUCAUUUAGCACCUUCACUUUUUGAUCUCUACAGAAGACAACGAGAAGUCACAUGGUAACAAUGACGACAACUUCAGUCAGCAGCUGGCCUUGCUCCUCCCAGGGAGUGCACUUUAUAACUAAUCACAGCGUCCAAUGGCCACACAACUUCUCAGGAGCAUCAAAUUUUACUGCCUGUUCCAUGGAUGAAAAAUUACUCUCUAGUGUGUUAACAACAUUCUACUCUGUUAUUUUCAUCGUGGGCCUCGUUGGAAACAUAAUUGCCCUCUAUGUAUUUCUGGGUAUCCACCGCAAAAGAAAUUCCAUUCAGAUUUACCUACUCAAUGUAGCCAUUGCAGACCUCUUACUUAUCUUCUGCCUCCCUUUCCGAAUAAUGUAUCACAUUAACCAAAACAAGUGGACACUAGGUGUGAUUCUUUGCAAGGUUGUGGGAACACUGUUUUAUAUGAACAUGUACAUUAGCAUUAUUUUGCUUGGAUUCAUCAGUUUGGAUCGCUACAUAAAAAUUAAUCGGUCUAUACAACAACGGAAGGCGAUAACAACCAAACAGAGUAUUUAUGUUUGCUGUAUAGUAUGGAUAAUUGCUCUUGCUGGAUUUUUAACUAUGAUUAUUUUAACCCUUAAGAAAGGAGGUCAUAAUUCCACAAUGUGUUUCCAUUAUAGAGAUAAGCAUAAUGCAAAAGGAGAAGCAAUUUUUAACUACAUUCUUGUCGUAAUGUUCUGGCUAAUUUUCCUACUAAUAAUCCUUUCAUAUAUUAAGAUUGGCAAGAAUCUAUUGAGGAUUUCUAAAAGGAGGUCAAAAUUUCCUAAUUCUGGCAAAUAUGCCACUACAGCCCGGAAUUCCUUUAUUGUGCUUAUCAUUUUUACUGUAUGUUUUGUUCCCUAUCAUGGCUUCCGAUUUGUCUAUAUUUCUUCACAGCUAAAUAUGUCAUCUUGCGAUUGGAAGGAAAUCGUUCACAAAACCAAUGAGAUCAUGCUGGUUUUCUCAUCUUUUAAUAGCUGUUUAGAUCCAGUCAUGUAUUUCCUGAUGUCCAGUAACAUUCGCAAAAUAAUGUGCCAACUUCUUUCCAGACGAUUUCAAGGGGAAGCGAGCAGGAGUGAAAGCACUUCAGAAUUUAAACCAGGAUACUCCCUGCAUGAUACAUUUGCUGCAGCUAAAAUUCAGUCUACUUCUUAAAGCACUUACGGUAAACAUAUUAAAAAGAAUGAUAAAAUACAGCCUAAUUCCUUGAAGAACAAAAAAUUAUGAAACAAAGCUCUAGCAUUUACAAAGCUUAGAUCCUCCCAAAGUCCUUUGCUUAUUUGUGAUAUUUCAUUUGCUUAAUUAUAAAAUAUUUUAAGUGCAAGCUUACACUCAUCACUAGAUUUUAAAUCUGUAUAUAAAAUCUUUUAGGCUAACACUGUUAACAUAGAUUAUAAAAUUAAAUGAAAUUUAUGGUUUUAACCACAGAAUAAUUAAAGAAAAUGUUAUAGUUUCUCAAGUCACUAAAGUAGCUAUUCAAAAUCAAGUACCUAAUACUAAUUUAAAGUGUGCUUAAAAGUUAACUGAUUUGAGGACCAACUUAAAAUGUCAGAAAAUAUAUGUUCAUUGUCAUUUAAAAAGCUUGUAUAAUUUGCCACUGUAUUCACUUAUGUCUAAACCUCUAUUAACAGAUGAAAUAAUAAAAUUCUAAUAAAAACUGAAAUCACCCACUAUCUAUCACUGCUUAGUACAAUAGGUGAGCUAAAAUUCAAUAGCCUAGCGACAGUACUUAAGACUGCACCUUACUUAAAACAGAUUUAUAAACAAUUCAGCCAUCUUGGACCAUACACUUUGAUAAAGCAAAAUUGAAGAUGUGUACACCCUAUGAUCCAGCAAGUCCACUACUAGGUAUACAUCUUACAGAACCACUCGAACAUGUAUACAAGAAAACAUGUGUAAAGAUGCUCAGUGACCUACUGCUCACAAUACUAAACAAAUGUAAACAACCUAAGUAUGAGUAUGCAUCAGCAAAGGAAUGGAGAAAAAAACUUCAUGUGCAUGCAUCAACGUGGAGAAUUGGCAAAAAUAAUGUUGAAUAAAAAACAAAAACUGCAAAAGGGUAUGUACCCUAUGAAAUCACUUAUGUAAAAUACAAAACCACAUAAAACAAUACCGUAUUCUUUACACAUCUAUACAUAUGCAAUAAAAAUAUAAAACAUACGUCAUAAUAUACACAAACAUAUAUACCCACUUAAGGUUAAUGGUUACAUCUGGAGAGAUUUGAAGCAAACAUGGCAAAAUAUUAAUAAUGUCUGUUAAACCUGUGUGGUAAUACAUGGGUAUUUGUUAUGUAAUUUUUGGUAUAUA
Molecule: messenger RNA, 2355 nt
Organism: Balaenoptera acutorostrata (minke whale)
Lineage: Eukaryota; Metazoa; Chordata; Mammalia; Artiodactyla; Balaenopteridae
Gene: GPR34
Product: G protein-coupled receptor 34
Exons: 1
Coding region: 79-1203 (374 amino acids)
Biological process (GO): G protein-coupled receptor signaling pathway
Cellular component (GO): membrane
Molecular function (GO): G protein-coupled purinergic nucleotide receptor activity
Source: RefSeq, a predicted model, not a curated record